Molecule: messenger RNA, 675 nt
Organism: Myotis brandtii (Brandt's bat)
Lineage: Eukaryota; Metazoa; Chordata; Mammalia; Chiroptera; Vespertilionidae
Product: pulmonary surfactant-associated protein D-like
Exons: 4
Coding region: 1-444 (147 amino acids)
Source: RefSeq, a predicted model, not a curated record
AUGACACAACAGGUGGGGCAAUUUGCUCAAGAGCCUAAAACACUAUCUCGAAACCUCCAACAACUGGGGUCUCUGCUUUAUCUACAUCCAUCUGGAGACAGCAGUGUGACACUCAUGGGAGAAGCAGGUCCCACCGGGGCCCGAGGCCCUGAAGGCCCGCAGGGGCAGAGAGGCGAGACGGGGCCGCCGGGGCCUGUGGGCUCGCAGGGCCUCCCGGGCGCAGUGGGGACGGACGGUACUCCUGGCGCCAAAGGCCCGACGGGUUCUGCAGGCCCCUCUGGGCCUCCUGGACUGGCAGGGCCCCCCGGAUCCCAAGGACCUCAGGGCAGCACUGGGCUUCCAGGAAUUCGAGGCCAACCGGUAACGUCCUUUAGAACCGCUGCUGCCGCUGGUGUAAUGGGACUGAGCUCGCCAAGAGGGACAGCAUCUGACGAGAUGCAGUGAAAACCGGGGCGUAACUGAACGAGGCGAAUGAAGACAGGGAUCUUACAAAGUGGAAGCAAACGCUAACACGAGUGUUGAGGUUUAAAUUCAAAGUGGAGCAUCAUGUUAGUGGUUUUUAUGUAAAAUAGUACGGCCAGAACUUCAUGUUCUAGCUCAUAGAAUUUUACGAGCAGUUGAAUAAUAAACAUUAUAGAAACAUUAGCAAGCCAGUGGGGGGAGAUGUGGAGGUUU